UGGAAAAAAAGAGGAGGGGAGAGCGCCGAGCAAGGGAACUUUAACUUGUGGAAAUAUUGCCGGACCGAGAGAGAUAAAGACAGGAGAGCGGGAAACGAGUAAUUCAGCACUCGGAAACGAAAAUAGGAUUUACUCCCUAAUGCACAGACUGAACUUUGGGAUUUUUUUACUUGCAGUUUCUUCUGCCACUUUGAACUAGACACGUUCUCAGAUUUUCAGGCUGCUCAAUGAAUUGCACAGUACAGGGCAGGGCUUGCUGAGAACCGGGUUGUUUAUGUUUAGUGUAUGAGAGUUGAUUGGAGAUACGAACGUGAGAGUUGAUUGGAGAUACGAACGUGACAUACGGCAAUAGGGUGUCACAAAGGUGUUAGUAGGAAAGUGGUGUCGGAAUCUUGCCCUGCGCUGUCACUAUUGGCGGGUGGCAGUAUCUUAAAUGAAUCCUGUCACUUAACCCUGCCAGCGAUACAAGCUGGUCACAUUGGCAUUCACGGCAGGUCAUCUGAAUAGGCUAUAAUCUACAAAAAAUUGGAUUCAUUGAAUGUUUGUAGUCCAGUAAGAAAUAAAACUGUGCCUUUUGUAGUCUAUUGAACAGGCGGGAGCUAUAGCGCACAUUGCGUUUUUGAGGAGAGAAUAGACUAGUUUCUGUUCAUGCUAAAACGGUGCAAACUCCUGGCUCUGCCCCUCUGGCAACAGUAGCAAAGGAUAUCUGAAGCAAGGGAGUGUAGGCUACAACACCCAACAUUAGCCCGCACGAAACAGUGCCUGCGUUUACUUUUCCGCUGCACUUGGGAGCUGUCAUGCCUAUACGAAAGAAAGAUGCUGAAAGAGCUUUACUACUCAUGGAGGAAUACAAGACGAAACUUGGACAGACAGAAGACCGACAACUCAGACAGUCACUAGAAAGAGUCAUCAACAUCUUUCAGAGCAACCUCUUUCAAGCCUUGAUAGAGAUCCAGGAGUUUUAUGAAGUGACCUUACAGGAUGGCCAGACAUGUGUAGAGGCAGCCAAGCCUGCAGAGCCCCCCGCUCCCCCUGUCACCCUGUGGGACUUCUCCAGCCUGCCCUCCCCCUCCACUGCUGUCACCUCUGACACCCUGCCCAGCAGCCUUACGUCCAGCAUAGAGAAGUACAGGAUUCAGGAUGAGGAUGGUUCUACCCCCCAGCAGGACCAGGGUCAGUCCCAGGCCUGUCCCCAGCACCCCUACCCCAGCCUGGAGGAGAAAGGCAGAGAGCGGGAGCUGCCAGGGAGCCACCAUGGGACCCUCCGCAGCUACCAUGGAGGGGGAACCCUGGACGGGUACCACCACAGCAGGGGGGAGGGACGGCCAGAGCUGGUCCAGGUAGCAGAGAAGAACCUGUCUCAGAUAGAGAACGUCCAUGGAUAUGUCUCCCACGCACACAUCUCCCCUAUGAAGGUAGAGUCGUUGGAGUGUAUCUUCGACGCUGGCUCGCCUGUAGGCUAUGAGGAUGUUCCUGUUCCUGACUUCUCUACGCUGUAUGCUACCAACCACGCCCUUCUACAGGCAAACCCACCUCCUGUAGUGGUUAACACAGACAGCUUGGACAGCCCCCCAUACGCUAAUGGAUCUGAAGCAGAUUAUGAGUAUGAGGAGAUCACACUGGAACGGGGUAACUCUGGGUUGGGCUUCAGUAUUGCGGGGGGGACAGAUAACCCCCACAUCGGCGAAGACCCCAGCAUCUUCAUCACCAAGAUUAUCCCCGGGGGAGCUGCAGCUCAGGACGAACGCCUCAGAGUGAAUGACUGCAUCCUGAGAGUGAACGAGGCAGACGUGAGGGAUGUGACCCACAGUAAGGCCGUGGAGGCCCUGAAGGAGGCCGGCUGCAUCGUCAGGCUCUACAUCCGCAGGAGAAAAGCCCUCUCAGAGAAAAUCCUGGAGCUCAAACUAGUCAAAGGUCCUAAAGGUUUAGGAUUCAGUAUUGCAGGGGGAGUAGGGAACCAGCACAUUCCAGGAGACAACAGCAUCUAUGUCACCAAGGUCAUCGAGGGAGGGGCUGCACACAAAGACCAGAGGCUGCAGAUUGGAGACAAACUAUUGGCUGUAAACAGCGCUUGCCUUGAAGAGGUGAGUCACGAGGAUGCCGUGGCGGCCUUGAAAAACACCCCCGAUGUGGUUUACUUGAAAGUGGCGAAACCCACCAGUGUCUUCAUGAACGACAGUUUCGCUCCCCCCGACAUCACUAACUCGUAUUCCCCUCACAUGGACAACCAUAUCAGCCCUUCCAACUACCUGAGCCGGCCCCAUACCCCCGCCACGCCUGGGCGCUACUCACCCAUCCCCAAGAGCAUGCUGGGAGACGACGAGGUUACUAGGGAGCCCAGGAAGGUGGUGUUACACCGUGGAUCUACAGGCCUGGGGUUUAACAUAGUAGGAGGAGAGGAUGGAGAGGGAAUCUUUAUCUCCUUCAUCCUGGCUGGUGGACCUGCUGACCUCUGUGGAGAGUUCCGGAAAGGAGACCGCAUCAUCUCAGUGAACGGGGUAGACCUGCGCAGUGCGACCCAUGAGCAGGCUGCAGCAGCUCUGAAGAACGCUGGACAGACGGUCACCAUCGUAGCCCAGUACAGGCCAGAGGAGUACAGUCGGUUUGAAGCCAAAAUCCAUGAUCUUCGGGAGCAGAUGAUGAACAGCAGUAUCAGCUCUGGAUCUCUGCGGACCAGCCAGAAGAGAACGCUCUACGUCAGGGCUCUGUUUGACUAUGACAGGGCGAAGGACUCGGGGCUGCCCAGCCAGGGGCUCAACUUCCACUUUGGAGACAUCCUUCAUGUGGUGAAUGCCUCCGAUGACGAGUGGUGGCAGGCGCGGCAGGUGACCCACGAAGGAGAGGUGGAAGAGGUCGGAGUCAUCCCCAGCAGGAGGAGGGUGGAAAAAAAAGAGAGAGCGCGGUUAAAGACGGUCAAAUUCAACGCCCGGUCUCAAGACAAAGGGCAGUCAUUCAAUGACAAGCGUAAAAAGAACCUCUUUUCCCGAAAGUUCCCUUUCUACAACAAGAGCAAGGAGCACAGCGAGCAGGAAACGAGCGAUGUUGACCAGCAUGUAACCUCUAACGCCAGCGAUAGUGAAAGUAGUUACCGUGGCCAGGAGGAGUACGUCCUGUCCUACGAGCCAGUCACACAGCAGGAAGUGAACUACACACGGCCCGUCAUCAUCCUGGGGCCAAUGAAAGACCGCGUCAACGAUGACCUCAUCUCAGAGUUCCCCGACAAAUUUGGGUCCUGUGUCCCACACACGACCAGACCAAAGCGGGAUUACGAGGUGGAUGCCAGAGACUACCAUUUUGUGGUGUCCAGGGAGCAGAUGGAGAAAGACAUCCAGGACCACAAGUUCAUCGAGGCGGGCCAGUACAACAAUCACCUGUAUGGGACCAGCGUCCAGUCUGUACGGGAGGUCGCUGAGAAGGGGAAGCAUUGCAUCCUGGAUGUUUCAGGCAAUGCCAUCAAGCGAUUGCAAUCGACCAUGCUCUACCCCAUCGCUAUUUUCAUCAAGCCCAAGUCUGUGGAGAAUAUCCUGGAGAUGAAUAAGAGGCUAACAGAGGACCAGGGGAGGAAGACGUUUGACAGAGCCAUGAAGCUGGAGCAGGAGUUCACUGAGCACUUCACUGCUAUAGUCCAGGGGGACUCUCUGGAGGAGAUUUAUAACACGGGGAAGAUGAUCAUCGAGGAGCAGUCAGGACCCUUCAUCUGGGUGCCUGCCAAGGAGAAGUUGUGAAAGGAAGACAGAAGAGAUUUUACCCUUUUUACAUUUUUGCAUCUUCGUUUUCUUCUCUGAUUUUACGUCUAAUUUUACGCCCUGAGCUUAGACCCCCUCCUCCCUUACACACACACACACACACACACACACACACACACACACACACACACACACACACACACACACACCUGCUUCCCUCUGUCACACUGGCUGGUGUCGUUACAUUAGUGUCUGGGGAUCUGAUCACGAAUAGACCCACACACACACAAUUAUUUAACGCUUUCUCUCUCUAUCACACACACACACUCGCUCUCUCUCUCUCUCUCUCUCUCUCUCUCUCUCUCUCUCUCUCUCUCUCUGGUGUUUUCUUGGGCUGUCCUUGUCUCUGGAUGUUUCUCCUGCUAAGGAGGUAUGGGCUUUGUUGACCAGCAUCUUAUGGGGAGAUUUUUAUGGUACAAGUCCUUAAUGUUUAAGGAACAUGAUUUAGAUGCAUAUAUAUAUAGAAAUAAUAAAUCAUUUCUUUUUCGUUUUUUCUUCAUAUUAUUGAAAGUAAAUGCAUUCAUGUACGUAUGAGCUCGUAAAGGAGAUGACAUGAGGCAAAACUUUGCACGCUAUAGCUUUAAAAGAGCAUGUUUCAGACUAUUCUGAUCAUUUCCUCGUCAUGUUUUCCCUCGUCAUGUUUUCCCUCGUCAUGUUUUUCCUCGUCUUGUUUUCCCUCGUCAUGUUUUUUGUUGUUCUUUAGUUGUCCUUUGUCUCUGCUCACCUGACAGCCAUGCAUACCUGUUUAGUUUAGUCUAUUCAAACUGCACAGAGGUAACUAAGGUUAGUGAGUGGUGAGUGGACUUCACUCUGGCACAAAAAAGGCAGUUUCUUAUCAUGGCCGCCUUCACUCACUACGAUCCCUGAGGAUUCUAUUACAUUCUUGUCAAUAAGCUUUUGGGUGGUUAACUAACUUCCUAAACAGGAAUAGAGUAAAUUAACGGCUGUUUUUAAACUGACUCCAGGUGUCCAUGUAUUAGUAGUAGUAGUAGGAAGAAAGCAAAAACCGAAAGAAUUUAUUGUACACUGAGAUUUUAACGUAUAUUUAACCCUCAGUCUACUGCCUAUUUUGUUAUAAUAAAAAGUGUAUAUUGAGCUUUACUUAAAAACUCUUACAGCUAUGGGGAAUUAUUUUAUUUGCCAUGUUGAACGUAUAAAUAUGAAUAUAUAUAUAUAUAAAUAUAUUUUCCUUUACUUUUCACCGACACCUAUUUGUUUCAAUUAGUUUCUUAUGCAUUCAGUAGAGCAGAGGAGACCUAUGGUCCUUAGACAGGUUCCUCUGUAAGGGUUAAGGUUGGGAACAGGACACAUGUAAACCCUAACUCUGAACUCCACUGACUGGCUGGGGUGUAAACUGUGUUGGUGAAGCAGUGGGAAUGUAAAGUAACCAACAUGGUGGCAGCUGGUUCUCCUCUCCCCCUCUCCAUGUCCACUUCCCUGCAAGUUUUAUUUUUUCAUGUGAUGAUGUGCAUGGUUUUUAAAAGCAAUAGUCUUUAUUAAAUUAAAAAACAAGGGGAAAAAAAGAGGAAUCUAUGUUCACCAAGGAUCGUGACGUCAUAUCUUCAAGCUCCGCGAGGGGAUCGUCCGGACAGACUGGAGUAGACGGUCCUCAAGAGUGUGUGUGGACAUGGCCGUUGUUCGUAUCUGAAGGGAAAAGAUCUGACAACGCGCUCCGAAGCGCAACGCCUUUAACUGUCCUUCGGAGGAUGCCUUGCUGGAAUCCUCCCUCCCUCUCCUGCUUCCACAAAGAUGAUUGUUUUCUAUAAGAGUUAUUCUGCUUCUUCUUCUGCUUCUUCACCACCUCACCACAGCUUUCUAUCUCACUUUUGGAUUCGAGUCUGUAAAUAAUCCCUUUCCUGAUUCAUUCAAUUUGUCAUAAAGAGGAGAACUGCUAAUAAAGCCUUUCUCAUACAUCA
Molecule: messenger RNA, 5662 nt
Organism: Coregonus clupeaformis (lake whitefish)
Lineage: Eukaryota; Metazoa; Chordata; Actinopteri; Salmoniformes; Salmonidae
Product: disks large homolog 1
Exons: 25
Coding region: 798-3725 (975 amino acids)
Biological process (GO): chemical synaptic transmission; neurotransmitter receptor localization to postsynaptic specialization membrane
Cellular component (GO): postsynaptic density membrane; neuromuscular junction; neuron projection
Molecular function (GO): kinase binding
Source: RefSeq, a predicted model, not a curated record